Messenger RNA from Phlebotomus papatasi, 1308 nucleotides. Its product is annotated as otefin. The coding region runs from base 180 to 1241 and encodes 353 amino acids. NCBI's taxonomy places the organism in Eukaryota, Metazoa, Arthropoda, Insecta, Diptera, Psychodidae. The transcript has 2 exons. The record is from RefSeq and is a predicted model, not a curated record.
UCCCUUUGGCGAUUGUAGCGCCGCGGGGUUUCAAAAAAGCAUUUUUGUCCGUUGUGUGUUGUGCCAAGCUUGUGAUUUAAGUGCCGCAAAACGCUCUGAAAAACCAAUCCAGUGCAUAAUAUUGUGUUUUUGCGGUUUCAGCUUUGACGAUUGAGCGUGCUGUUGAUUGAGGUUAGAAAAUGUCAUCGGAGUCUGAUAAUUUGGAGUCCCUCACUAAUGAUGAACUCCACCGUCGAAUGUUGGAAUUGGGUCUGCCCAAGAUGCCAGUGACAGACACCACCCGGAAAGUACUAAUCAAACGCAUCCGGAAUCAUGUGAGUGAGGCCAAAGCCAAAACUCGCCGGGAGACAAUUGCUGUCGUGAAGUACUCUUCGGACGAGGAAGUAGCCUCUGAGCCGGAAGUGGCCAAGGCUAAGCCGAAGGCAAAGGUUGAGGUCAACCGGAGAGCCACAUUGGCACCUUCAAUUGUUCCCCGGAAAGAAGAAAAAGUCCCUCAACCAAUUUCCAAACCACAACGUCGUUCCGGACGCAUCACUCCAACUUCAUCUGUCGAGGUUCCGCCUCCCACGAGAGUUGCUGUGCCUCCAGCUGUGUAUGAAAUCAUCGAGGACAGCGACGAGGAGGCCGAAGAGAUCCUGACACAGCGUCCACCGAGGCGUUCCAAGUCAAAAUCGCCAUCUCUCUCCAGGAGCGACGUCGUCACAACAUCCUACAAGCAGGUCAUUGAGUCAGUCAAGGAGUCUCCCGAGGAGGAGGAAUCUGAAGCUAUGGAGGUGGAUGAGCCACCAGAAGAUCCACGACCCUACACUCAGCUUCACUAUCGCCCUCCAUCGGCAAGUAAGUUCAGUUCUGACCUGGAACGCCGAACUCUGGGCAGUUAUUCAACCUUGCGUAGCUCCACAUCAACCUACAGCCCCUACGACGGCAGAUACUCCACCCUCUCGUCUCCCUAUGCCUCCAAAUUGCGAGAAACUGAGCCCCAGGAGGAAUUUGAGGCGCCCUAUUUGAGUGAAUUCACUCGCCGUUUGUCUCAGCUCAAACAUCAAAAACUCGACUCCGGAAGUUCUCUCUACCGAACGGAUUCCCUAACUGUGCCAUCCGCCAAGGCCGACAACUCAAUCUCAGCCUCAAUUGUGGCAGUCUUCAAUGCACUGGACAGGAAAUUCAAUCUAAAAAGGAAUCUUUUAAUUUUCGCAGCCAUUCUCCUUGUUAUCUUUCUUUUUGUUCUUUUCCUCUACUAAAUUGUAUUUUUUUUCUUAAUGGAAUUGAUCUUUUUUUUUAAUAAAUAAAACAUUCAAGUUCAUUUAA